CGUCGUCUCCUUCCAUUUGACAGUUGAGAAUUGUCCCGUCGUUUCGUUCUUCACAAAUACUCUUUUCAGAUCUCACAUUCUCUCAUCUCCGUCUUAAAUAUCCGCCGGAAAACCCACGCAGCUCGCCGGAUCUGGUGCUUCCGGUGAUCUCCAGCCCUCUGAUGGAGUCUCACGGUUCCGGACUCCGCCGUGUUCUGGUGCUCGCCUUCUGCGUCGCCGGCAUUUGGUCAGCUUAUAUAUACCAAGGAGUUCUUCAAGAGACUGUUUCUACCAAGCGAUUUGGCCCAGACAAGAAGCGGUUUGAACACUUGGCAUUUCUAAACCUGGCACAGAAUGUAGUGUGUUUAAUCUGGUCAUUUAUAAUGAUAAAGCUUUGGUCCAGCAAGAGUAGUGGUGGUGCUCCAUGGUGGAGUUACUGGAGUGCUGGCAUUACUAAUACAAUUGGUCCAGCUAUGGGGAUUGAAGCAUUAAAAUACAUCAGUUACCCUGCCCAAGUCCUGGCAAAAUCCUCAAAAAUGAUUCCAGUGAUGCUGAUGGGUGCCCUAGUUUAUGGUAUAAGAUACACUCUUCCUGAGUAUCUUUGUACUUUCCUUGUUGCUGGGGGUGUAUCUACAUUUGCACUCUCGAAGACUAGCUCAAAGACCAUAAGCAAGCUGGCACACCCGAAUGCUCCACUAGGAUAUGGAUUGUGUUUCCUGAAUCUUGCAUUUGAUGGAUUCACAAAUGCUACUCAGGAUUCAAUUACAGUAAGGUACCCAAAAACAAGUGCUUGGGAUAUAAUGCUGGGAAUGAAUUUGUGGGGUACCAUUUACAACAUUGCCUUCAUGUUUGGAUAUCCGCAUGCCAGUGGAUUCGAGGCGGUCCAGUUCUGCAAACAGCAUCCAGAGGCAGCAUGGGACAUUUUGUAUUACUGUCUGUGCGGUGCAGUUGGCCAGAAUUUUAUAUUUCUAACCAUAAGUCGAUUCGGUUCCCUCACUAACACCACCAUCACAACCACCCGCAAAUUUGUCAGCAUAGUGGUCUCUUCGCUGCUGAGUGGCAAUCCCUUGUCGACAAAGCAAUGGGGGAGCGUUGCCAUGGUCUUCUCUGGGUUGUCAUACCAGAUUUACCUCAAAUGGAGGAAAUUGCAGAGAAUGACGAAGAAGAAAAAGUCCACUUGAACGGUGAUAAUUUUGAUUGUAAACUUUAUUUUUCCUUUUUUGGCUUUAUGUAUUUUUGCCUGUUAUGAUACUAGUGUGGCUGCAAGAUUCAUUAGUCACAUAUGGAAUAUAGGUAAAUGUAUUCAACUAGAUUUUAGUAAAUGUAGUUGGAGGAAGUUUUGAUGCGUC
This is a messenger RNA of Cornus florida, 1328 nucleotides long. Its product is annotated as UDP-galactose/UDP-glucose transporter 3. The record is from RefSeq and is a predicted model, not a curated record. Lineage: Eukaryota; Viridiplantae; Streptophyta; Magnoliopsida; Cornales; Cornaceae. Gene Ontology annotation, molecular function: UDP-galactose transmembrane transporter activity; UDP-glucose transmembrane transporter activity. Gene Ontology annotation, cellular component: endoplasmic reticulum membrane; Golgi membrane. Bases 162 to 1160 code for a protein of 332 amino acids. Gene Ontology annotation, biological process: UDP-galactose transmembrane transport. The transcript is spliced from 7 exons.